AAAUGUUCUGUGUGUAGUGCCGCGCCAUUACUCGCCGUUGCUCGUGUCAUAUGAUCGAGGAAUCAGUUGUUUCUCGAUCAGGGAGGGAAUAUCUAAAGUUCACUCUUCGCCUCCAAUAAAAGUAGAAAAUGUUCGAUAAAGCCCUGUUCGUUGCAUUUUUAUUGAGCACAGUACGAGCUAGUGGAGAUUUCAUAGUUCUGCAUAGUCCUGAUAGUGUCCAGUUUACAGGGAACGAAGAGAUAGAUCAAAGCCUUCUCAAAGAGCUUUUUACAGCGGCUCUUGGGUAUACGGUUAAGCAGAGGGGAACAUGGAGCGGUUUCUCGAUAAUCAAUCCCUUCGAUCUACCAGUAGCUGUUGUAGGGAUGGCCAUAGAAGGCGUCGACUCUUUAGAAUCACCGACAGGUAUGAAGUUUCCAUUAAAUGUGGACGAAGUAGAAGAAACAACAUGGCAGGCAUUAAGUGGUCGCCUCGAAGAAAGAGAUAAGAACAAUACCCUUGUACGAAUUUAUCUGGGCGAUGGAGUGGAUGCUCUCGGGCAAUCAGCUCUUGGUGAACUGAAACCAACUGCCAUGGAUAAGUCUUUGAAAUAUCUUAAUUUGAAUAACGAGGAAGAUCGAAAAUUUCUUGAAGAAGUCCAACUAUUACAUGCUAUCGCGAAGAAAGUACCUUCGGCGAUUCAUGUGGACUCUAAACCUGAUGUCUAUUGGCUCGUGGUGUCUGGAUUACGACCCGUGCUUGAUCUUCAUGGCAAAGAUUCGCCAGCUGUAAAGGAGGCUUUGUCUCUCCUUAAUAAUGGGCUCAAUGAUGUCUGCAAAGCUUUUAUGGAAGUAUACGACUACAAGGUCCUUAUUGCAGCUUUCACUAAUGAUGCUAGUCAAGUUCGCCAUACCCGUUCUGUGAUUCUUGAAAGACAAAUCAGAGACACGACUAAUUCCUCCAGUGAGCCUGUUUCGGAUGAUAACGAUAAGAACAUUGGAACAACCUCAGAACCUGAGGUGCCAAAAGAAACAGAACAUAAUAAAACUAGAAAGCUCAUAAAGCUAGAAGGUAAUGAAGAGAAUAAUGGAACUAAGGAGGCAGAAGAGGAAUCACAGUCUGUUACUACAGAUGAUAGUAUAAUAAUGUAUAUUAAUAACAAUGGUUCCACCAACGGUACCGACAAUGGCGAAGUGGACGAGAUAAGCACUAAGGUCAAUUCUGAAUCUGAUAGUGAAAAAACACAGGUGAUAGAAAAGGUCGAAGAUUUAAAUUUAGCAAAACAGUAUUCACCAGACUACCCCAUCAUCUUUAACAUUUUACUAUGGUUCGGAGUUGCCUUCUUCUUCUCGUUACUGGCAAUUUGCAUCGCUAUUGCUUCCAUGGAUCCUGGACGAGACUCCAUAAUUUAUAGAAUGACGUCCAAUCGAAUGAAGAAGGACAAUUAAUCAUAAAUCUACUGCAGUAUCGAGAGGACGAGCUAGAAAACAUUCAACGGCAGUACUGAAAAUGUUCUUCGUAACUUAAUAUUUAAAUUACAUAGCACAUACGCAUGUAAGAUAUCAUUGAUUACAUGUUCCAUUUCUGCAUUGUAUCGUUACAAAUAAGUAACUGUAUAAUUUCAAUAUGUAAGUAUUAAUAUCGUGUAUAAAUGUUCUUCCACAGCUAGAGUAUGUACCGAAUUAUUGGAAGACCGACAUUCCAAAAUUGAUUAUAGUUUAAGUUGCUGUGUAAAAGUUAUAGUCACUUUUUCUUUGUUAUGUGUGAAACGUGUACAGCAAGGUUGAUACAGUGUACAGUAAAUUCGAUUUGUUGGA
Molecule: messenger RNA, 1793 nt
Organism: Orussus abietinus
Lineage: Eukaryota; Metazoa; Arthropoda; Insecta; Hymenoptera; Orussidae
Gene: ATP6AP2
Product: renin receptor
Exons: 9
Coding region: 129-1424 (431 amino acids)
Biological process (GO): positive regulation of Wnt signaling pathway
Cellular component (GO): membrane; external side of plasma membrane
Molecular function (GO): signaling receptor activity
Source: RefSeq, a predicted model, not a curated record